Apiotrichum porosum is the source of this 288-nucleotide messenger RNA. RefSeq lists its product as uncharacterized. The coding region runs from base 1 to 288 and encodes 95 amino acids. The record is from RefSeq and is a predicted model, not a curated record. NCBI's taxonomy places the organism in Eukaryota, Fungi, Basidiomycota, Tremellomycetes, Trichosporonales, Trichosporonaceae. The transcript is spliced from 3 exons.
AUGCUUAACCUCCUUGCCAGCCUGACCGCCGUCGACGAGGCCGCCGCGGCCAAGAUUGCGGCCCUCCUGCAGGCCGUCAAGGCAAACACCGAUGCCAACGAGGCCGGCAACCACAAGUACGAGAUUACCCAAAACGGCCUCGACUUUAACAUCAACGAGCUGUACGACGACAUGGCCGCAAUCGAAGUCCACAAGGCCAGCCCCCAGUUUGUCGCCCUCGUCAAGGACGGUGACACUCUGAUCAAGGGCGGCAUGGCUGGUCUCAAGAUCGAGGUCAACCCCGUCUAA